Messenger RNA from Fraxinus pennsylvanica, 600 nucleotides. The record is from the annotation of a GenBank genome assembly. NCBI's taxonomy places the organism in Eukaryota, Viridiplantae, Streptophyta, Magnoliopsida, Lamiales, Oleaceae.
AUGAAGGUGCCUCUUCUAUUAGAUCUUCAAGUCUGCACUAGAUUUUUGUUGCGGUUUUGCUCCCAUUUCCAUCCUUGUCAUACGACAUGGUUCAUUGCACUCGGUGUAGCGUUGACUGGGAUGACAAAGGGUAAUAUUAGGCUUGCUGUGAGGAAGGCAAACAAGGAAAAGGAAAAUGAAGGAUCCACACAAGCCAAAGAGGCCUCCAAGUGCUUUUCUGUUUUCAUGUAUGUUGGAGGUGCUGAAGAUGAGUCCGACGAGUCAAAGUUUGAGGUUAAUGGUGAUGAGGACGAUGAGAGCUUUGGAGAUGAAGAAGACAACAAGCAAGCACUAUCACAAAAAACUAGACUGAAGCUCGGGCAAAAAGAGGAGAGGGGAAACGUGUCUUUGUUUUCCUUUUUGGUAUACAGACUUAUUUUGAGGGAAGGGAUGGAGGGAGAGGAGGUUGAGCGUUUGCAGACCCAUGAGCAAAAAAUGGCUGACUACAACAAGAAUUUGAUUUUCAUCCGAUCAUCCAUUCUCAAUACAAGUCAGGGGUUCAGAGUUCGAUUAGAGACUCAUAGCUCAAUCAUCUACCAAGUCGAGAAAGCUGUUAAUUAA